AUGGCACAAUGGCUUCCCGGAGGUCUGCCUUGGCCUCGCAAACCGAAAUCUCCGGGAACGACCCUCUCCGCGAGCUGUUCGAGGCCUGCAGGAAUGGAGACCUAGUGCGAGUGAAGAAGCUCGUUAAUCCGCAAAAUGUGAACGCCAGAGACACGGCAGGGAGGAAGUCUUCGCCCUUGCACUUCGCAGCAGGUUUUGGUCGGAGAGAUGUGGUGGAGCAUUUGCUGAAUCUUGGAGCGGCCGUCGGAGCGCGUGACGACGGUGGACUAAUUCCCCUGCACAACGCUUGUUCCUUCGGUCACGCGGAGGUUGUUUCACUGCUGCUCAAGCACGGGGCUGACCCCAACGCACGGGACAACUGGAACUACACGCCCCUCCACGAAGCUGCUUCCAAGUCCAAGUUUGAUGUUUGCAUAGUUCUUCUUCAAAACGGAGCGGAUCCAAGCAUCCGCAACACAGACGGCAAGACGGCGCUGGAUUUGGCAGAUACCUAUGCUCGCUCUGUGCUCACAGGGGAGUACAAAAAAGAGGAGCUACUUGAGGCUGCCAGAGCAGGCAAUGAGGAGCGUCUGCUGGCCCUUCUGACUCCCCUCAAUGUCAACUGCCAUGCCUCAGAUGGCCGUAAGUCCACCCCUUUGCAUCUGGCAGCGGGCUACAAUCGUACGGAGAUUGUAACAAUACUGCUUCAGCAUGGAGCAGAUGUCCACGCAAAGGACAAAGGUGGCCUGGUUCCUCUCCACAAUGCCUGUUCCUAUGGCCACUUUGAGGUGACGGAACUUCUCAUCAAGCAUGGGGCCAACGUGAAUGCCAUGGACCUGUGGCAGUUCACGCCCCUGCACGAAGCUGCCUCAAAGUCACGGGUGGAGGUGUGCUCCCUCCUCCUGGCCCAUGGUGCUGAUCCUACACUGCUCAAUUGCCACUCCAAGUCUGCUAUUGAUGUUGCCCCCACCAGGGAGCUCCAAGAAAGACUCUCCUAUGAGUAUAAGGGCCACAGUCUGUUGGAAGCGUGUCGGCAAGCUGAUUCUACAAGGCUAAAAAAGUUACUCUCAGCAGAUGUUGUCAACUUUAAGCACCCGUACACAGGAGAUACUCCCCUUCACUGUGCGGUGAGUUCAAGCAGCGGCAAAAGACGUGGAGUGGUGGAGGCGCUGCUGAGGAAGGGCGCUCCACUUCAGGAGAAGAACAAGGACUUCCUCACCCCACUCCACUUAUCUGCCGACAAGGGACAUUAUGAUAUAAUGGAACUCUUACUCAAACAUGGGUCCAAGGUCAACGCGCUCGACAGCUUAGGUCAAACCGCUCUACAUCGAGCUGGUAGAGACGGGGAUGUUCAGGCAUGUCGUGUAUUGCUACAAUAUGGUGUUGACCCCACAAUCAUCUCACUUCAAGGUUACACUGCCACACAACUUGCAACAGAACCUGUGCAAAGGCUACUCCAUGCACUUCAGCCUCUAAAGAGAGACUCUCGCCCUGCAGAAGACCCACCUGGGCCAGGUGUGGACAGUGAGCAGCAGCUUCUUGAGGCCUCAAAGUCCGGCGACAUUGAGUGUGUCCGGCGCAUCCUCACUGCUCAGCCUUACCUGGUCAAUGUGAGAGACCUAGAUGGAAGACAUUCCACGCCCCUCCACUUCGCUGCAGGCUAUAACCGCGUCCCAAUUGUGGAGUACUUGUUGCAACAUGGAGCGGAUGUUCAUGCUAAAGAUAAAGGUGGCUUGGUUCCCCUCCACAACGCUUGUUCAUAUGGUCACUAUGAGGUUACGGAAUUGCUGGUGAGGCAUGGAGCCUGUGUCAAUGUGGCAGAUCUCUGGAAAUUUACGCCAUUGCACGAAGCUGCUGCCAAGGGAAAAUAUGACAUUGUAAAGCUGUUGUUAAAGCAUGGGGCCGAUGUCAACAGGAAGAACCGUGACGGCCACACAGCCCUAGAUCUGGUGAAGGAGAGCGAUCAGGAUGUAGCUGACCUCCUGCGGGGUGAUGCAGCGCUCCUUGAUGCAGCCAAGAAGGGCAACCUUGCCAGGGUACAGAAGCUGCUCAACCCAGAGAACAUCAACUGCAGAGAUUCGCAGGGACGUAACUCCACACCCCUACACCUAGCUGCAGGUUACAACAAUCUUGAAGUUGCGGAGUAUCUCCUAGAGAACGGGGCAGACGUCAAUGCUCAGGAUAAGGGUGGUCUGAUUCCCCUCCACAAUGCCUCUUCCUAUGGCCACUUGGACAUAGCAGCGCUACUCAUCCGGUUCCAGACGGCAGUUAAUGCCACUGACCGGUGGGGCUUCACUCCCCUGCAUGAAGCGGCACAGAAGGGGAGAACACAGCUGUGUGCCCUCCUGCUGGCUCAUGGUGCUGAUCCCUAUCUCAAGAACCAGGAGGGCCAAACUCCACUGCACUUAGCCACUGCAGAUGACGUACGAAGCUUACUGCAAGAUGCCAUGAUGAGUCAGCCACCCUUGGCGCCAGCUGCAGGUGGGGCUGCUCCUCCCCCUGUGUCCCCUGCCUCCCCGAAGCCCCCUGGCACACCCUCCAAGAGUGCCCGCAAUCUACAGGUGUCCCCUGCACCUUCACUCAUAUCCAUCAAUAACAUUGGAGCUGAGGUGGAGACAGUCAUGAUGCCUUCAGGAGCAAGCUUGACUUUUACCCCAGUCAUGUGUUCCUCGCCGGGCAUUGGAGAUGGUUGCUGUGACCACUCCCGAUGUGAGACCACACCAGACACUACAGUCAACAUGAGCAUUGCUUCAUUUCUUAACAGUCUGGGUCUGGAGCACCUGAGAGAUAUCUUUGAGAGGGAAGACAUCACACUUGAUAUCCUAGCAGAGAUGGGACAUGAGGAGCUGAAGACCAUUGGCAUCAAUGCAUAUGGCCACCGUCACAAGCUACUCAAGGGCAUCGAGAAACUUCUUAGUCAACACAAUGGAUUACUAGGCAGCGCUUGCAGUAGCAGUGGUGGUGCAAAUGGUUCAUCGCAGGGCACACUGCUGGUCGAUCUUUGCCGGGAGGAUCGUGAGUUCAUAGCAGUGGAUGAGGAGAUGCAGGCGACUAUCCGAGAGCACCGGGACAAUGGCCACGCAGGAGGGGUCUUUUCCAAGUACAAUGUUGUCAAGAUCCAGAAAAUAAGGAAUAAACGCUUAUGGGAGCGUUAUGCACAUAGGCGUAGAGAAGUUGCUGAAGACAACAGUGGUCAAUCCAAUGAGAGAAUGCUUUUCCAUGGAUCUCCGUUUAUCUCUGCCAUUGUGCAGAAAGGCUUUGAUGAAAGACAUGCAUAUAUUGGUGGCAUGUUUGGAGCAGGUAUUUACUUUGCUGAGCAUUCCUCUAAGAGCAAUCAGUAUGUAUAUGGCAUUGGUGGUGGCACUGGCUGCCCAGUACACAAGGAUCGUUCCUGUUAUUCCUGUUAUAGACAAUUACUGCUGUGUCGAGUUACGCUUGGUAAGUCAUUCCUGCAGUUCUCAGCAAUGAAGAUGGCCCAUGCUCCUCCAGGACACCACUCUGUUGUUGGAAGGCCCAGUGCUGGUGGGCUCUGCUACCCUGAAUAUGUGGUGUACAGAGGGGAACAGGCAUACCCCGAGUACCUCAUCACAUACCAGAUUGUCAAGCCAGAGGAGGCCGGACCGAAAGAGGACGGUGCCCGGGACAAUGACUGACCAGACUCUCCCAGUUCUAACGUGUCGGGGAUUCAUCAGCAUCCUCCUCGUCUUCCUCCUGCCUCUCCGGUAUAGGGAGGACAUCAUUGGUCUCUUAGGAGUGUGUGGGUUGGGUGAGAGGAAGUGAGGGGGGAGGAAGGGAGGGGGAAGCUGAGAAAGAACUUGGAAUAUUGUCUGUUGUGUUGAUUGUCAGAGGGAGAGAGAAACAGACGGUUUGUAAGAGAGAGGGACUUGGGUUGUCUUUUUCUGUUUUCUUUUUUCGGCAUCUUCUACUUCUGUUUAUUUUUCCUCUUUUUACGCAUAUUUGUAUUAUCUCGUAUUUGCUUCCCCCUCCGUCUGCUUUCGAAACUGGUUGUGAAGAGAAUUUGUUUUCAUUUUAAUCUGCAGCAAAGAAGGGAGGAGCUCCAAAUAAGUACCUCGCAUGUGGCUGCACUAUUGGUAGUGAAAAAAAAGGGGAAUCAAGAAAUUACAAAGAAAUUUUAAUGAAAGGGGAAAACAAAGGUUAAAGAAAUUUAUGUAUGUAUCUAAUGUAAUGUGCCUCUGGCUGCUUUAAGAUGGAUUUAUCAAGAAAGGUGAAGAUUUGAAAGUGGGAUGGGGGAACACUCUAAAAUGACCCCCCCCCCCCCCCUCCCCUCCCACGUUUCUUAAAGUGGGAGCACAAUCACAUGUUCUUUAGUCAUUCCAAGCAGGAAAAAAUACAAAGUCAAAUACUAAAUUAAAAAAAAGAAAAUUAAAAAAAUGCAUGUGUGGGAGAUGCAGAGUGAGUGAAAGUGAUAUUUAAAGACUUGUGUUUGUGAGUUGUAUUACUGAUUUGAUAUUGAUAUCGGUGGACAAUGAGAAAAGUUCACAUGAUUUAUCAACAUGCCAGGGAGGAUUUUACUAAAUCAUCAGCUGUUCAUUGUUAUUAUAAUCAUGAUUGUUUAUUUAUAUAUAUUUUAUUUAGCUAUUUAUGGUGUCCAUUUAAUUUUUAUUAUAGAAAGUGUGUAAAGUCUUUUCUCUUGGUUCUGAUCAAGUGAAAGCUGUCUCCAUCAUUUGAUGAAGAAAAAUUGUGUUCAUGACCCUACAUGGGAAAAUUUGAUUCCACUGAGGCUGGUCGUGUUCUUAGGGGAAUCAUCGUAGAGGGGCCCAAAGCUGGUAACUUUGGGCAACACAAUUCAGGAGUUGAUACGCAUAUUUUUAUACUCCCAUUUCGAUUUUUAUAGAAAUGUGAACUGUAGGAUUUGCAUAUUACUUUCUAACGUGUACUCACAAGGCGAUAUUUGAGGUGUGAUGUUCAGGUAGAAUUUUUUUUUUUUUUUUUUUUUUUUUUUCGUUGUUUUUUUUUUUUCAUUUUUAUCAAAGAAUAGUCUUUCAUUUGUCUUGACUUGAAAAUUACAUAGUAGAAAAUGAUGUAAACAUUUCAAGGGAGAUAUUACAGAGGCAGUUAUGUUUAUAUUAAGUGUGUUUGUGUGCGUGUGUGCAUAGAAAGUGACUUACUUUGCAUGUGUGUAUCCAGUUUGACGUACACACAUAAAGCAUUCGCACAUCUUGCGAGGCUGCUUCGGAACAGGGGAAUGGGACUAUACUCUCGGUCCUUUCAAGAGAUGGCUUUAAGAUGAUAUCCUUGUGUCUGUAUGUUUUUCCUUCACCAUUUGGUUUGUGUCUUGAUGCGAAAGUAGCAUUUAGUGUGUGUGUAUAUAUUGGAGGGAGAGAUGUAAUAUUUCUUAUAUAAAGUUGCCAGAAACAGAUAGUAUUGGGCAUUGUUUUUUUUUUGUUUUUGUUUUUCUUUUCUUUUCUUUUCUUUAAUGAUUUAUUAUUGUGUUAAUUUAAGAGGGAAUUAUAUAUUUACAUAAAUAUAUAUAUAUAUAUAUAUAUAUAUAUAUAUAUAUAUAUAUAUAUAUAUAUAUAUAUAUGUAUUAGACAGUUGCCAGAAAAUCUUGUGGGUGCUCCUGUUUUUAAUUUUUUAACACCUCACACAGAAUAGAUGUUCAUUAUCAUUUUCAUCGCAUCACAUUAUCAUCAACACUGUGAUCUUGGCCAAGUUGUUCGGUAGUAGGUUAAUAACCAUUGUUAUUACCAUAAUUAUCUUUUGAUUUCCUUUUCUGAUAUGGCAUUGCUGAUACAUAUUCCAUUAGCUGUGUUUAGUUUGCAGCAAAUCUGUUUGAAGAGGACGGAUUCUGAGAGAAUUAUGCAGCAGCUCAAAGUCAACAUUGUGAAUUAAUUGUCAAUGAAAUGAAAAUAAUAAUUAAGUUUAAACACUUACUAUUAGCUCUCACAGCUUGGAAGUUGCUUCAUAUUUUAAAAAUUUCUCUUGGUCUAGAUUUGCAGUCUUUCAAAACAGGAAUAUGUGGGUGUGAUAACUGACCCAGUCCAAUCUUGUCUUUCAUUGUGAUUAAUGAUAUUUAUAUAAAUAAAAAGUUUUUUUUUUAAAGCUAGGGGAACAGUAGGAAGUCUGGAUGGUUCAAAGGCUCCCUUAUUAUUGUUUAUAUGAUAUGUGAAUGCCAACUAUAUGGAUUAUAAAUGAUUCCUGUAGAUUUCUUUCCCUCUUCAGUCUCCCUUCCUCGCCACUUUGUCCUACUCCCUUGCCACUCCACUUUUUAUGUUUUCUAUGUCUUGCCCAUCUAUUUUCUAUUACCACAUAUAUGAAUAAAUUAUGAGUGUACAGGCAUAAAUGCAAACAGACACACUGAUGCAAAAACACACAUUUGAACGUUAGAGGAUGUAAGAUGUAGUUCAUAAACAGGAGAUUCACGCUCCUUUCAUGUAUGAAAUGGUUAACCGGAAGGUAUAGAUCUUUUGAUAUCUUAGUCGCGUGGAGGUACUGUGUAACUGCAUUUGUAUGGCAUCGUCUUCCAAGUAAUGGUAAAGAAGCUUGGAAAGAUGAAGUGAAAUUCCUUUUUUUUUGUUUUGUGUUUUGUUUUUUGUUUGUAGCGAACGGAAACCCGUCAUCUUGAGGGAGAAUGAAUCUCAGUCCUAUUAGUUGUGUUCAGUAGACUGUGUUGGAAAGUUGGUGUGAGUUGAGGGUGUGAAAUAGUGCCAGUGUUGUGCGAGUCCUCUGCCAACCCUGCUGAAGCAUUGGCACGAGGAGGGAGGAGAUGAACUUGAGAAGGUGGCACAAGGUGGACAAGAAUUCUCCUGCAUUAGAAGGAAAUGGCAUGUGUUGCACUUGGAAAAUGAAGCUGAAUGAUAUGUAUGGUGUUUUGGAAGUUUGAGCAAAAAAAAAAAAAAAAAAUGUGAAUAGGCUGAAAAUAGGCUGGAAAAUAUAUAAUAUGAACACGCUUGCUCCACGUGUACAUACGAAGCUGAAACUAAGUGGCCAUCGUUACUCAUGGGAGAAAGAUGUCAAGAGCCAAGUUCUGGACUGCGGGCGAGUGGGCAGGCAGCUCCCGUGCGCAUGACAGCUCAUUACAAAGCUCUUGUGCCACCCCAGACCUUGUUAUUUUGUAUCUCUUGGGUUUUAUCUUUCGUUUUUUUUAUUUCCAUAUUCUUGGUGAGCUUGAAUUCUGUUGAAUUUGUACAAAUCCAUGUAAAUAAAUAUGACAUGCUUUUUACAUUAUGGUGUAAAUAUUAUCUGAAAAUAAAUUUGUGAAAUAUU
This is a messenger RNA of Penaeus chinensis, 7206 nucleotides long. It is a transcript of the gene Tnks, whose product is annotated as poly [ADP-ribose] polymerase tankyrase-2-like. Gene Ontology annotation, molecular function: protein binding; NAD+ poly-ADP-ribosyltransferase activity. NCBI's taxonomy places the organism in Eukaryota, Metazoa, Arthropoda, Malacostraca, Decapoda, Penaeidae. Gene Ontology annotation, cellular component: nucleus; cytoplasm. The record is from RefSeq and is a predicted model, not a curated record.